This is a messenger RNA of Physella acuta, 3934 nucleotides long. RefSeq names its product tyrosine-protein kinase Fer. NCBI's taxonomy places the organism in Eukaryota, Metazoa, Mollusca, Gastropoda, Physidae. The record is from RefSeq and is a predicted model, not a curated record. Gene Ontology annotation, biological process: peptidyl-tyrosine phosphorylation. Gene Ontology annotation, molecular function: non-membrane spanning protein tyrosine kinase activity; ATP binding.
CGGAAAAAAAAGUACUAGCAAAAAGGAAAGCAGGAAAUAUAGGAAAUAGAACACUGUUGUUGGUAUCGAUAGUCACAAUUGAUUAUGAUUUACCUGCAAUCUUCCAUUAUGCAAUUGGACUUUUGAUUUAAAUAAAAGUAGAAAUCAGCCCCCACCAUGGGCUUUGGGAAAGACAUGAGGGGGAAGCUGUCCCAUGAUUCCAUGGUGCACAUCCAGGAGGCGGAGAUCCGGCUCCUGGAGACUGUGCAGACCUUCAUGGCCAUGCGUGUGGAGAAUGACAAGAAGUACGUGCUGGGGCUGGGGAAGAUGCUUCACAAGGCUAGCUCUGAGAACUCGGAGUUCAAAGAUUGCUGCAGCGUCUUCAGGGCUUGGGAUGUGGUCCUGAAGGAAACAGACAACCUGAUGAAGACAAUGAAGACAAAUGCUGAUUACAUCCAGUCUAGUACCCUCGAUGUCUUGAUCCAGUUAAUUAAUGAGAAAAAAUUAGCCAGGAAGAAAUAUUUGGAUGAGAGAUACAGACUGGACUCUAAUUUUUCUAGGGUCCAGGAUGAAGUCAACAAGAACAAAUCUGAAUACGUGAGAGCUGUGGAGAGGUUAAACUCUGAAAAAUCAAAGUAUUGUCAGCUACAGACUAAAGGAAAGGGAGGCCCUAAAGUGGACGAGGCUAAGAACAAGUUCUACAGCUCCGCUGUCCGGCUCCACCGGCUCCACAACGACUACAUCUUCUCCAUCCACACGGCUCAGGAACACCAGGCCAUGCUGCGUGAGUCGGCCCUGCCUGCUGUCCUGGACUGUCACCAGGACGGGCAGGAGGCUCUUGUACACAAGAUAAAAUAUGUCCUUGAUGAUUAUUUAAAGCACACCAACACAUGCAGCUCAGAGUUUCAGUCUAUCACCUCUAAUAUCCAAGAUGCAAUACACGCCAUACGGCCAGGGGAAGAGUACUCUAGUACAUUUAUUGAUAUACACAAGUCACCUUUACCCCCACCUGUAGAAUUUAACUUUGAGCCCAGGCUAUUGGAUGACUACCAGGGAACAUUGAAAGCUAACGUCAUUGAGGUCAACGAAGCUACGGCACAGUUGUUGCAGCAAAGGCUGGCCACAGUGAAUGAGGAGAUAGAGGAGACAAAGACCCAGCUGUCCAGGGUCAACUCUGACCAUCAGAAGCUUCUGGUGGACCUGAACAAACUGACCACUAAGAUUGUAGAGAGCCCCAGCAUAGAUUAUGUCAACAGCUACAUAGAGAAAAGAUCGCAGUCAGAAAACCACACCAGAGAGAUUCUAGAACUGGAGGGCAACUUGAAGAAACUGGAAAACUUGGUCCAAGUUUUGAAACAACCGCUAAAUCAGCUUGGUAACAGCUCCCCACCUCCAGUGUCAGAUGUCCAAGAUAUUGAUUUGGAUCAGCUGAGUCUUGACACCAACUCCACCAAUGGCGCCACCUCCAUUGCAUCCUUCGCACCCAACGCCUCCAACAUCAAGCGCCAGCUGGGCAAGUUCAACCCCUUCCGUAAGAAGGGAAGUCACUCCAGCAAUGGGGGAGAGGACGACGACCACAACAGUUCUGUCAGUGACGACGUGUCCAAUGAAUCUCAAGCUGACCUGAGAAAAAAGAAACAUAAUUAUGAGAAGACUGACCCAUUUUCUAAUGGGAUGGACUCAAGGCUGUCCAUGGCAAAGAUGAGGGAACAAGGACAGCUUGUGGACAUGGAUGCCAAUGAAGCCAAGUCACGUAUCGCGGACGAGGAAUGGUUCCACGGUGUCCUGCCCAGGGAGGAGGUUCAGAGGCUGCUGGUGAAUGAUGGGGACUUCUUGGUGCGUGAGUCCAAGAACAAGAAGACCAAUGAGACGCAGUUUGUGUUGAGUGUCUACUGGGGCGGCCACAAGCAUUUCAUCAUCCAGUUUGUCCAGGACAGAGGCUGGCACUUUGAAGGGCCGUCAUACCCCACAAUCCAGGAGCUGGUCAGACGCCAGUUUGACUCACACCUGCCAGUGACCACCAAGUCUGGCGCCAUCUUGAAGAAGUACAUCUGCCGGGAGUGGGAGCUGCUGAAUGAUGACAUCGAGCUGACCAUGAAGAUAGGAACUGGUAACUUUGGCGAGGUGUACAAAGGUCUGUACAAGAAGACAACUGUGGUGGCUGUGAAAACCUGCAAGGACACGCUGACUGAAGACCAGAAGAUCAAGUUCCUCCAGGAGGGGCGCAUCCUCAAGCAGUACAAACACCCCAACAUCGUGCGCUACAUCGGCAUCGCAGCACAGAAACAACCUGUUUACAUUGUCAUGGAGUUCAUUCCAAAAGGUGCCCUUCUUUCGUUCUUGAAAUCUCAGGGAGCAUCCCAGUCUGUCAAACAGUUGACCCAGAUGUGCGCUGAUGCUGCUAGUGGUAUGGAGUACCUGGAAGGCAGGAAUUGUAUACACAGAGAUCUAGCUGCCAGGAACUGUCUUGUGGGAGAGAACAACGUCAUCAAGAUCUCAGACUUUGGCAUGUCCAGGGAGGAGGCCGAGUACGUCGUCUCCACUGGCAUGAAGCAGAUCCCAGUCAAGUGGACGGCACCAGAGGCUUUAAAUUUUGGUAAAUACACCUCGCUGUGUGAUGUCUGGAGCUUUGGUGUGUUGAUGUGGGAGAUCUUCUCCUGUGGCAAGUCACCGUACGCAGGGAUGACCAACACAAGGGCCAGGGAGUGGAUUGAAGAAGGUCAUCGCCUGGAUUCCCCACCCAACACACCUGAUCAGGUGUACACCCUGAUGCUCAAGUGCUGGGAAUACAACGAUGAAAGUCGGCCACAGUUCAAAGCCAUACACAAAACAUUGACAGACAUCAUUAAGAGAUUAUAACAGUAGACCAGCUCAUUGUUUCUUGUGAUACUGGUGGUCAAACUAUGGUCAUCUGCUGGUGGUCAAACUAUGGUCAUCUACUGGUGGUCAAACUAUGGUCAUCUGCUGGUGGUCAAACUAUGGUCAUCUGCUGUGGUACACGCUGGUACAACUGGUAUUCUGCUGGUGAUAUUGCUCUGGUACUUGGGUAGAGAUUCUGCAGUAUUUUGCUGGUGAUACUAUCGUACUGCUGUGGUGAUAUUGUGGUAUGUUGAUGGUGCUAUGCAUGGCCAGUGUGUAAUUCUGUUGGUCAAGUAACCAAAUGUUUGGCCAAGUCUGGAGUGUUAGCUCUCUACACCACUCUAAAAUGGACAGAUUGCUGUAUAGAAUGAUGGACAUACACAGCUGAGCCACACAGAUAGCUGGAGCAAUAAGAAUGUACAAAACAGAUGUCUACAGUGUUUAGCCAUGAUGAUAAUGUGUUUGUUUGCUGCAUGAAAACUGUAAAUAUUCUACACCUGGUGUAAAGUUUCCUUGAUGUGGAGUUGUUUCCCAUAUGUAAAUAUUCUGAACCUGAUGUCAAGUUAUACUCCAAGGAUUUUUAUGUUGAAAUUAUUUCAUGGAUCUAUUUAUGGGGUGAUACAAUUGGGUGCUUGAAAUUUUCUUUUAAUAUUUCACUUUGGCUGUGUCACAGCCAUUCACUGGAUACAGCCAUUCACUGGAUACAGCCAUUCACUGGAUACAGCCAUUCACUGGAUACAGCCAUUCACUGGAUACAGCCAUUCACUGGAUACAGCCAUUCACUGGAUACAGUCAUUCACUGGAUACAGCCAUUUACUGGAUACAGUCAUUCACUGGAUACACACAUCGGCAGUUCCCUGGCUGUUUACAAGUCACUGGCUGCACACUGCCUGCGUACAGCUGCAUUAGCUGCACACCACAGUACUGGCUACAGACAACAGUGCUGCCCUCAACAGUAUAUUACUGCCAGCACUGAACAAAACAGUCACUAGCUGUGUAUGAUGGCUUGCAGCUAUGCAGCAGACUUUGUUUAGAGGAGACCUACACAACAUGUAUGUACUAAGUCACAACCUCCCCUCCCCCUCCUGUGUUUUCU